This is a messenger RNA of Naegleria lovaniensis, 996 nucleotides long. RefSeq lists its product as uncharacterized. The transcript has 2 exons. The coding region runs from base 1 to 996 and encodes 331 amino acids. NCBI's taxonomy places the organism in Eukaryota, Heterolobosea, Eutetramitea, Acrasida, Naegleriidae. The record is from RefSeq and is a predicted model, not a curated record.
AUGGGUCAGCACAAGUCUCACAAGUGUUUCUUGUUGAGUGACAUUGAUCAACAAAUGAGAAAAGAACUGAAGGAACAGCUCGAUAAAUUGCUACAAAUGAAAAUGAAAUGGGAAUUAGAAUGUCACGCUGAUCACUUGAGUUUGCAAAAAGAAACGAAAGAAAUUGAAAACCAAAGCCAACAAUUGAAAAAAGAGAUGGACGUCAUAUUCGAAGAAUUGCAACAAUGUUUGAAAAAGAGGCAAGAAGAUUUACAUGAAGAGAUUGACAAGCUCUCUUUGGAAAGAUGUAAUGUCAUUUCCAAGCUUCAAGAUUUGAAACUCCAAACAGAGAGCUCAAUAACAGAAUUUGAAGAUUUAAAUGCAAUGACAACAUUCGAAUUGGUAAACAGAAAAAUUACUUCUUUUGAUCAUGCUUCGAAAGAGUUCAACAAUUUCGUUCAAGAAUUUAAAUUCGACUCUGUUAAACAACUACAUGAAAUGAAAUGGAUGGAUUACAAGAAACAAUUGGACUCACUGAAAAAAGAUAUUGAACAAUUUGGAAAAAUAGAAUCAUCAUCAUUGCUUGAAUUAUCCAAUGAAUGGCUCUAUGAACCCAACAAAUUCGAAAUCUCUACUGAUCGUAACCGUGUCAAGUUGAUCAAAAAAGAUGGAAAAGAUUAUCGUUUUGUUUUUAACAACACCAAGAUGGAACGUGGAGAGGUUGUGUCACACAAAAAUUUUGGUGCCUAUGCGAAACCAUGGAAUUCACACAAGUCGUAUUUUGUGAGUGCUUCUGGUCACAGUUGGAGUAUGGAAUUGAGUGAGAAUUACCGAACGAUUGGACUCAGUUUCUCAACUGGACAUGAACUUGCCUUAGAAAUGAAUUGCAAGACCAAACAACUCAUCAUUCGAAAAGUUGGAUCGAAGGAAACAUUUACAUUUGACAAUAUUCUGUUGCCAGUGUAUCCCUCCGUUGUGCUUACCAAUAGCAAUGAUACGGUGAGCAUUGUAGAAUAA